AUGACAGAACCUGUUCCUAGUCCGGGCCGUUCUAGCAGGUAUGUGGGGAUGAACAAGCUGGACAAGUACGAUGUGCUUGAACAGUUGGGCCAGGGAACUUUUGGUGUGGUUUUGAAGGCCCGUCAAAAAAGUACCGGGAAACUUGUUGCCCUUAAGAAACUCAUCAUCCAUGACUCCAAGGACGGGUUUCCCAUCACGGCGUUCCGAGAAAUCACGAUCAUGAAACAGUUUCGUCAUUUGAACGUUCUGCAGUUGAUCGACAUGAUCCACGAGAACUCAGAAGACUCAAAAACACCGGGGUUCUUCUACACCGUGACUCCGUACAUCAGCUCAGACUUGAACGGGUUGUUGAACAAUCCUCGGGUCCGGCUCACCAUCCCGCAGAUCAAGUGUAUUAUGAAACAGAUUUUCCAAGGAAUCAACUACAUUCACAACCAAAACUAUUUGCAUAGAGACAUCAAGACCGCAAACAUUUUGCUCGACUGGUUCGGAGUCGUCAAGAUUGCAGAUUUCGGGCUCGCCAGAGUGUACCAUGGCCCGCCACCCAAAGACGCCUCGUCGGGAGCCGGUGGAGGACUUGUCGAGUACACAGGACUGGUUGUUACUCGGUGGUACCGACCGCCAGAACUAUUGCUUGGCGAACGCAAGUACACCACCGCCGUGGACAUGUGGGGGAUCGGGUGUGUUUUGGGCGAGAUGUUCAAGAAAAAGCCGAUUCUCGAGGGAAAGAGCGACCUGGACCAGGCAGACAUGAUUUUCAGGCUGCUGGGAUCGCCUACCCCAGAAGUCUUCCCGAACGCAGAGCUUAUCAACAGAAACGGAGUCAAUCUCCAUGUCGAGUACCAGCGGACGUUGGAGAGCGAGUACGGUGCCAUUAUGACGCCGGCGUGUUUGCGUCUGUUGUCGGGCUUGCUCACGAUGGACCCGCGUAAACGGUUCAACGCUGCGCGGGCGCUGGAGUCGGACUUUUUCAGAAUAGAGCCCGUGGCAUGUUUGCCUGAGGAGCUGCCGAAAUUCGAGGAGAGCCACGAGCAGGACAUCAAGCGAUUCAAGGAGGAGAAGAAGCGUGUGAACGAGAACGUGGGGUCGAUCUCGAUGUCACGUCCGCCAAACAAGUCGCUGGACCACUCCAAUUACGGGGCAGACCACGAAACUCCACGCAAGCGGCGGGACUUUUCGCACGAGAACCGCUGGCGAGGCGAGAAACGGCCAUGGGGCGCUCCACGCGACUGGCGCGACCAGAGUUAUAGAGGAGGCCACCAGGACGGAUACAACGGGUAUAGAGACCGUGGCUACCAUGACGGAUACAGAGACCGUGGCUACCAGGACCACAGACAGGGUCCACACAGAGACCAUUGGAACGGGAACCAGAACUACAAGCGGUUUUCGGGUGAGCGCAACAAUGCCAGCCUGUACGCAUCUACGGAGAAAACGAGUUUGAGUGCGGUCAAGGAUUAUUUAAUCGACAAGAAGAAGGAGGAAGGUGGGGACCGUCCUGACAAGACAGAUCCAGCCGCAAGUGAGCAGCGAGCAGGUGCAAACUAUUGGGAACCAGUAGUUUUUCUCCUCGAUGAAGUUUUCAAGGUUCAUUCCAUAAACACCGGCCACGAAGAGCAAAGUGCCGAAACUGAGCAGACCGAUGUUGAAACGCAGACCGAGCAGCAUGAGCUCGUUUCUGUUGGAGUCCAGGAUGAUGUUGAUGAUUUCCUCGGUGGUUUUAACGUCCGAGAUGGAGUUUUCCACCGUCUGGACAAUUGCGUCGCAAUGCAAAGAGUACGAUUCCAGCAACAACUCGACCUCCUCGUGGUCGGUGGUGACCCGCGAGGUACCCUUCUUUUUGUCGGUCAGGUACAGCGCGACAAGAUCGUCGUCGUGCGCCAGGGUCUCGUCGAUCAGGUCUCUGAUCAGUGUAGCUUUUUGCUGGAACUGUUGUAA
Molecule: messenger RNA, 1935 nt
Organism: Ogataea philodendri
Lineage: Eukaryota; Fungi; Ascomycota; Pichiomycetes; Pichiales; Pichiaceae
Exons: 2
Coding region: 1-1935 (644 amino acids)
Biological process (GO): protein phosphorylation
Cellular component (GO): nucleus
Molecular function (GO): cyclin-dependent protein serine/threonine kinase activity; ATP binding
Source: RefSeq, a predicted model, not a curated record